Eutrema salsugineum is the source of this 2607-nucleotide messenger RNA. RefSeq lists its product as uncharacterized. Bases 122 to 910 code for a protein of 262 amino acids. The transcript has 2 exons. Lineage: Eukaryota; Viridiplantae; Streptophyta; Magnoliopsida; Brassicales; Brassicaceae. The record is from RefSeq and is a predicted model, not a curated record.
CCAAGCAUUGGAGGCGUCGCGCAACCUCGAUCCCUCGUCUUCCGCGAAUGCAAGAGACAAAGGGAAAGCUAUAGCAUCAAGGGAGAACGUCUUUGGGGAAGAUGGCGAAGACUCAAGAAGGAUGUUUGAGUAUGGUUCAGGAUCGGGAGCUGCUCGAUCUCCACCAAACCCUACUCUUGCUCUAGAGAACGUUGUCAUCUCGAACGAACCCUCUACUCCUGUGGCAAUGGAUGUCGAUGAAGGGAAUUUGGUUGACGAUGGAGAGGAAAAUCUCUUUGGAGAAGAAGUGGUCCCCUUUGAUUGGGAGGAUAUCGCUGAUGAUAUAGCCGCAGAGGAGCUCGCGAACGAACUCGUUGGGGAAAACUUGGAGGGUGACACUGAUGAGGCAAUUGUUGAAGCAGACACAGCAGGGAAAGUAAUCGCUGAUGGAACCGGUGUGGAAGCUGGGGAAGUGGAGUUCACGGAAGAAGACCUCCGCCUGAUGGAGGAAUGCGAGCGCAAGCUGAUGGAGGAUGACCUUCUGGAGAAUGAUGACUUACUUGGAGAGGAGCUUGACGACGAGAUAGCAGAUGUCAGCCAGGAACGAACCAUCUCUGAGACCCCUAUUCCAGUUACCCGUGCAUCUCGAGCAACUCCCGCCUCGUCGCAGUCACCAACGAGUCGGAGAACCCGGUCUCACAAGUCUUCAAAAACAUCUCACCUCGCUGGUGAAGACAUCUCGAAGAUGAAUGGGAAUCCCCCAAACACUGGUUCAAGAAAGCUUGUGGAACCUAAGAGACGAAUCCCGCGCAGUCCCAAGGGAGUAGGAGUGGCGAUCUCUAGGAAGUUGAAGCCGUUCAAGAGCAGAACCUCCCCAAUGAAGAAAUCUGGGCCAACCCUCGGUUCUGCAAAGGGUUUGGUGGGGUCCUAGAACCCACCCAAGCCAACUAAAUGAAGACCAUAGCGUGGAACUGUCAAGGGGUGGGGUCAAAACCAACAUCCCGGCGACUGGAAGAGAUGUGUAGGAGAUUCUCUCCAGGUUUCGUUUUCCUUUCAGAGACAAAGAAUGACCGUUUUUUUCUGCAAAAAUUUGCAAGUAACUCUUGGUUUUGAUAAUCUCCAUACUGUUGAACCUGUGGGUUUUAGUGGGGGUUUAACUCUUAUGUAUUCGAAUGACUUUCCGGUUAAGUUUCUAUGUUCGGAUGAUCGUUUAAUUGACAUUGAGACUAUUAUUGAUGGUAACCGUGUGUUUAUGACCUUUCUUUAUGGUGAUCCGGUUGUUAAAAACCGUGAAUAUGUUUGGGAAAGAUUGAAUCGGAUUAGUACUGAUCGUUUAGAUGCUUGGUUUAUUGUUGGCGAUUUUAACGAAAUCACAAGUAACCUCGAAAAAUCUGGAGGCAAACGUCGAUCUGAAUCUACUUUCCUUCCUUUUAGAGCCAUGAUAAACUGUUGUGGCUUUAUUGAUCUCCCUUUUAAGGGGAACCCUCUCUCCUGGACUGGACGCCGGCGAAGUGGCCUUAUCCGAUGCAGGCUGGAUCGAGCUAUGGGGAACGAAGACUAGCACAAUAUCUUCCCACACUCCCAGGUGGAAUAUUUGAAGAUGUGGGCUUCAGAUCACCGACCUCUCAUUGUUUUUAUUCAGAAGAAACCUUCGCAGCAAAAGAGGAGCUUUAUAUUUGAUAGGAGAUGGCUUGAUAAGCCCGGUCUACAAGACGCUGUGUCCGAAGGAUGGUACGUUUUCGCUCAGCCACAGAACAUCCCUCUCGUCCGCCGCAUCCAGAACUGUAGGAAGCAUAUCUCCGCUUGGAAGCAGAACACAAAGACAAACUCGGAAAAACUCAUCUUGGAACUUCAAGAUCAGAUUGAUCAGGCGAAUAACGAUGAUAAUGUCCCCAUCGAAGUACUUCAAGACCUGAAACACAAACUGCCUGUAGCCUACUCUGAGGAAGAAUUAUAUUGGAAAGCAAAGAGUAGAGCUCUUUGGCUCAAGGACGGGGAUAGAAACACAAAGUUUUUCCAUGCCACAACUAAGCAAAGAAGGGCACGGAAUCGUAUUGUAGGUCUCCUUGAUAAAAAUGGUACUUGGGUGGAUAACGAAGACGGAGUUGAGAAAAUAGCAAUUGAGUAUUUCCAGAACCUUUUUUCAUCAGCUCCGUCACCUAAUAUUUCUACUGCCCUCCAAGAUGUUCCUGUGACGGUUUCCGCUGCUAUGAACGAGUCCUUGACGAAAGAGGUUUCCGUCGAUGAAAUCCGGCGUGCUUUAUUCUCGAUGAACCCCGAUAAAUCACCAGGCCCUGAUGGCAUGACGGCUUUAUUCUUCCAGAAAUUCUGGGACAUUGUUAAGGACGGGCUAGUAAAGACGAUUCGUGAUUUCUUUCAGACUGGCAGACUAAAUGAGACAAACAUUUGCCUUAUCCCGAAGGGAGAGAAACCGCGAGAGAUAGCCGGAUUCAGGCCCAUUAGCCUCUGUAAUGUGGCCUAUAAGGUGAUCUCUAAGAUCUUAAGCACCCGCCUUAAGAAAUUCCUUCCGGAAUUAAUUUCCGACACCCAAUCGGCCUUUGUAGCUGGCCGUCUCAUUACAGACAACAUUCUCAUCGCCCAAGAGAACUUCCAUGCCCUUAGAUCGAA